AGUAAGAUUAUUUAAUUUUAUUAUUUAAUUCUAAUUCAUUUUCAUUUUAAUUCUCUACUUAUUACUACUAUUUCAGUGCGUUCACACUCGCGUCCCGUCUCUUUAAACCGCUUUCAGCCAGCUCUCUCCUGAUUGGCUCUCAAUGACAUCACCCUGCGCUUCCGCCCGUGUCUGGCCGCUGUUGCUCUCCGUCAUCAGCGCGGAGCUCCAUUGGUUCAGGCGCACGUCAGUCUGAAGUGAUACAAGUGCGGAGCCGCUACAAACUCCAGCUCCAUCAGUGAAGAGAGAGCAAAGCAGGACGGGAGGAGAAUGCUGCGGGUGUCCAGCGCGCGCUCCGGCUGAGCGGCUCAGACUGAUCGAUAAGCAGCGGAAGGGGGACACUGCUGAUAAACACCACGUGCAUCUUGCGACCGAGCGCACAUCUGAGUUCUCCGUGGUGUGCCAGCCCUCUGUGGUCUCUCCAUGCCUCCUUCUCCUCUAGACGACAGAAUUGUGGUGGCGCUGCCAAGGCCUAUACGACCUCAGGAACUCCGACUCCGCCUGGACACCAGCUACCUGGAAGCCACCGUGGGCACCGUCGGUCAGUCGACGGUCAUCAGCAGCACCACCGUGGUGAAGAUCCAGGCGUAUAUGCCCUCGUCCAGCGGCUCCACGCGCUCGCUGACGUGUGGAUGCAGCAGUGCCAGCUGUUGCACGGUGAGCACCUAUGAGAAGGACGGCCAGGUCAGCGCAAGCAGCCCAAACCUGAGCUCCGGAGUGGGCUAUGGGGUCCCGACGGAGGCCAGUCUCACCUCCAGCCUGAGCAGGGGCGGCAUGCGGGUCAUCCACCCCAACGAGCUGGCCAAGAAGCUGACGCAUUGCCCCUUGGGCCACCCGGUGGGGUCGGUCCCCGUCAUCAUCGACUGCCGGCCCUUCAUGGAGUUUAACAAGAGCCACAUCCGAGGCGCCGUGCACAUCAACUGCUCGGACAAGAUCAGCCGGCGACGGCUCCAGCAGGGCAAGAUCACCGUCCUGGACCUCAUCUCCUGCCGCCAGAGCAAGGACUCCUUCAAAGGGAUUUUUUCCAAAGAGCUGGUGGUGUACGACGAAAGCACGGUGGACCCGGGCCGCUUGACGCCGUCUCAGCCUCUUCAGGUGGUUCUGGAGUCGCUCCGGAGGGAAGGAAAGGACCCCAUCGUUCUUAAAGGAGGCCUCGCUGGUUUCCGACAGAGCCAUGAUGAUCUGUGCGAGCACUCUCUUUAUCUGGAGGAAGGACAGGACGGCAGUACCGCGGUGGGCCUGUCGGGGGCGCUACCUCAUUCCCUGCCCUCCACGCCGGACAUCGAGAACGCAGAGCUGACGCCCAUCCUCCCCUUCCUCUUCCUGGGCAACGAACGGGACGCUCAGGACCUGGAGCUCAUGCAGCGGAUGGACAUGGGCUUCAUCCUGAACGUCACCACGCACCUGCCGCUCUAUCACUACGAGCUCGGCCUGUUCAAGUACAAGCGCUUACCCGCCAGCGACAGCAACAAACAGAACCUGCGGCAGUACUUCGAGGAGGCCUUCGAGUUCAUCGAAGAGGCUCACCGGGCCGGCCGCGGGCUCCUCAUUCACUGUCAGGCCGGCGUGUCUCGCUCCGCCACCAUCGUCAUCGCCUACCUGAUGAAACACACCUGGAUGACCAUGACAGACGCAUACAAGUUCGUCAAGUCCCGGCGGCCCAUCAUCUCGCCCAACCUUAACUUCAUGGGCCAGCUUUUAGAGUUCGAGGAAGACCUGAACAACGGCAUCACUCCGCGUAUACUCACCCCCAAACUCUCCGGCCUCGAGACCGUCGUAUAG
Carassius auratus (goldfish) is the source of this 1821-nucleotide messenger RNA. It is a transcript of the gene dusp10, whose product is annotated as dual specificity phosphatase 10. The transcript has 4 exons. Gene Ontology annotation, cellular component: cytoplasm; cytosol. The record is from RefSeq and is a predicted model, not a curated record. Gene Ontology annotation, molecular function: MAP kinase tyrosine phosphatase activity; MAP kinase tyrosine/serine/threonine phosphatase activity; protein tyrosine/threonine phosphatase activity. Lineage: Eukaryota; Metazoa; Chordata; Actinopteri; Cypriniformes; Cyprinidae. Gene Ontology annotation, biological process: negative regulation of JUN kinase activity; peptidyl-tyrosine dephosphorylation. Bases 463 to 1821 code for a protein of 452 amino acids.